This is a messenger RNA of Staurois parvus, 636 nucleotides long. Lineage: Eukaryota; Metazoa; Chordata; Amphibia; Anura; Ranidae. The record is from the annotation of a GenBank genome assembly.
AUGCCUGACUUUACUGAUAUUGUUCUGCGAAUUGAUGACAUUAAGCAUGCCAUUGCUAUUGACUAUGAUCCAGUGGAAGGAUAUAUUUACUGGACUGAUGAUGAAGUUAGAGCUAUUCGUCGAGCUUAUUUGGAUGGGUCAGGUGCUCAGACCUUAGUGACUACGGAAGUGCUACAUCCAGAUGGCAUAGCAGUUGACUGGGUGGCUCGGAAUCUGUAUUGGACGGAUACGGGGACUGACCGUAUAGAAGUCACACGACUUAAUGGGACAUCUAGGAAAAUACUGAUAUCUGAAAACCUAGAUGAACCGAGGGCCAUCGUAUUAAAUCCACUAACAGGUUAUAUGUACUGGACAGAUUGGGGUGAAAAGCCAAAGAUUGAGUCUGCUUAUUUGGAUGGUUCGGAAAGGACAGUACUUGUUAACACGUCAUUAGGGUGGCCUAAUGGAUUAGCACUAGAUCUUCAAGAAGGAAAACUGUACUGGGGAGAUGCCAAAACAGACAAAAUAGAGGUAAGUAGAAUUUCUCCGACGUGUUUUGUGCAGGCUAUAUUUUGUAAUAACAGCUGCCAUUGUUUUCUAAUAUUAUUGUACGGUAAUGAAGCAGUGGUUUCUAAAAAUUUUUUCUAUAAACCUUAA